CGCCCACUGCUUCCCGGCCGCAGCCAUGGCCGACGAGACCCCCAGGAAGGGCAACUUCUCGGCGCUCGUCGGGCACACCAACGGCCUUACCAAGCCCGCGUCUCUCGCCGCGGCCGCCGUUACCUCCAAGCCAGGGGGCAGUGGCGGCUCCAAGAAACUAGUGAUCAAAAAUUUCCGAGACAGACCUAAAUUGCCUGAUAACUACACUCAGGACACCUGGCAGAAGCUUCAUGAGGCAGUGAAAGCCAUACAAAGUAGUACCUCCAUCAGAUACAACCUGGAAGAGCUCUACCAGGCUGUUGAAAAUCUCUGUUCUCAUAAAGUUUCCCCAACGCUUUACAAGCAGCUCCGCCAGGUCUGUGAAGAUCAUGUCCAAGCACAAAUUCUUCAAUUCAGAGAAGACUCACUAGAUAGUGUUUUAUUUUUAAAGAAGAUUAACAAAUGCUGGCAAGAUCAUUGCAGACAAAUGAUCAUGAUCAGAAGUAUUUUCCUAUUUUUGGACCGCACCUAUGUACUUCAGAAUUCCAUGCUUCCUUCUAUCUGGGAUAUGGGAUUAGAACUAUUUAGAAACCAUAUUAUUAGUGAUAAAAUGGUUCAGAGUAAAACUAUUGAUGGAAUUCUGCUAUUGAUUGAAAAAGAAAGAAAUGGCGAAGCUGUUGACCGAAGUUUAUUGCGAAGUCUGCUGAGUAUGCUCUCUGAUCUUCAGGUAUACAAAGAUUCAUUUGAACUGAAAUUUCUGGAAGAAACAAAUUGUCUAUAUGCCGCAGAAGGCCAAAGGUUAAUGCAAGAAAGAGAGGUCCCAGAAUAUCUUAACCAUGUAAGUAAACGUUUAGAGGAAGAAGGAGACCGAGUAAUCACAUAUUUAGACCACAGCACACAGAAACCACUGAUUGCUUGUGUGGAGAAACAGCUAUUAGGAGAACAUUUAACAGCAAUUCUGCAGAAAGGACUCGAUCACCUGCUUGAUGAGAACAGAGUGCCGGACCUCACUCAGAUGUACCAGCUGUUCAGCCGAGUGAAGGGUGGGCAGCAGAUCCUGCUGCAGCACUGGAGCGAAUACAUCAAGACUUUUGGAACAACAAUUGUUAUCAAUCCUGAGAAGGAUAAAGAUAUGGUGCAGGACCUGCUGGAUUUUAAGGACAGAGUGGACCACGUGAUAGAAGUGUGCUUUCAGAGGAACGAGAAGUUCAUCAACUUGAUGAAGGAAUCCUUUGAAACGUUUAUUAACAAGAGGCCCAAUAAGCCCGCUGAACUGAUCGCAAAGCAUGUUGAUUCAAAAUUGAGAGCGGGGAAUAAAGAAGCAACAGAUGAAGAGCUGGAGAGGAUCCUUGACAAAAUCAUGAUAAUAUUCAGGUUUAUUCAUGGUAAAGAUGUCUUUGAAGCAUUUUAUAAAAAAGAUUUGGCAAAAAGACUGCUUGUUGGAAAAAGUGCUUCAGUUGAUGCUGAAAAAUCUAUGCUGUCAAAACUAAAGCAUGAGUGUGGUGCUGCUUUCACCAGCAAACUGGAAGGCAUGUUCAAGGACAUGGAGCUCUCCAAGGACAUCAUGGUUCAUUUCAAGCAGUAUAUGCAGAAUCAGAGUGACCCAGGCUCUAUAGAUCUGACAGUGAAUAUACUUACAAUGGGAUACUGGCCAACAUACACACCUAUGGAAGUACAUUUAACUCCGGAAAUGAUUAAACUUCAGGAAGUAUUUAAAACAUUCUAUCUUGGAAAGCACAGUGGUCGAAAACUUCAGUGGCAAACUACAUUGGGACAUGCUGUUUUAAAAGCAGAGUUUAAAGAAGGAAAGAAGGAGUUCCAGGUGUCCCUCUUCCAGACUCUGGUGCUUCUCAUGUUCAACGAAGGGGAUGAAUUCAGCUUUGAAGAAAUAAAAAUGGCCACUGGGAUAGAGGACAGUGAAUUGCGAAGAACAUUACAGUCCUUGGCCUGUGGCAAAGCACGAGUUUUGAUUAAAAGUCCCAAAGGAAAGGAGGUAGAAGAUGGAGAUAAAUUCAUUUUUAAUGGAGAAUUCAAGCACAAGUUGUUUCGAAUAAAGAUCAAUCAAAUUCAGAUGAAGGAAACUGUUGAAGAACAAGUCAGCACCACUGAGAGAGUGUUUCAGGACAGACAGUAUCAAAUUGACGCUGCGAUCGUCAGAAUAAUGAAGAUGAGAAAGACUCUUGGUCACAAUCUUCUAGUUUCUGAAUUGUAUAAUCAGCUGAAAUUUCCAGUGAAGCCUGGAGAUUUGAAAAAGAGAAUCGAAUCUCUUAUAGACAGAGACUAUAUGGAGAGAGACAAAGACAAUCCAAAUCAGUACCACUAUGUGGCCUGAUGUGUCGACCAGCUGUUUUCUUUCAGUGAGACACUGGAAUGUAUCUUCAGAACAUUGAAACACUUCUGUGCUGUUUUCAGGGCUUCUGGGAUUAAGCCAGCACGGAUACUUUGGAUUGGAAGGAAAGGAAAUGGUUCUUGGAUAACCUUUCACAAGGCUUAAGAAUUUGCAAAUGGCAUAUGUAUCUUUUCACCCUCCAGUUCUCCCUCUUGUUCUUUUAAGUGUUUAAAUUGUUUCCACUGCUCUGUGCAGAAUGACAUUGGAAUUGGACAAGAUUUUAGUUAAAUGAGGUUCCUUUGCAAGAUGUUCUUGUGGCAAAAAAAGAAACCCCGAAAGUUUGGUUUGUUUUCGUGUGUGAUCAUGAAUGCACAAUGAAAAAGACCCUCUAUGCUGCAUUCUUUAGCUACAGAGAUUACUUAGGUGUUCCUAAAGAUAAGCUAUUUUAGUUGAUAAACACAUAGAUUAAAAACAAGAACCUUUAAUUGGUGAACAUUAGGAAGAAGUCAGUGUUAAAAACUGGCUUAUUGAUUAUGCAAGCUAAAUACUGGGAUCUGUUAGUUUCAUUUAUUUUCAAAAAGUUUUAAACUUUGAUGACUGAUUUUUUCUACAAUGAGGUUUCUCAGUGAGAUCUCUGAUGUGCCAAGAGGGCAUCAGGCCUGAUGUGUUUGGUGCAGUGAACCCAUCAGCGUCUUUAUUUCCACUGAAUUAUUUGUGAAUUUUCUGUUUAAGGGUUUGGGGGGAUAGUUUGUGUUUACCAUUCUAAGAUUGAGUCUAGCAGUCCCUCUUUUUUUCACGUGGGUAACUGCUGUUUGAUUUUUUUUUAAUUGCAGUAUUUGUAUGAUUGCUAUAAUAAAGUUUGGUUUUGUUUUUACAGUCACGUGCAGGGACAGUCGUUGUUCUCUCUGCUAUAACCACUGUAAAAAGUUUUAUAGGAGACUCAAAGUCUUUAUUGUGAAGCAGAGGUUAUUUUGUCAAAAGAUUAAAAGGAUUUCAUUGGCACCUGGUUUCAUGUUGUGUAUGUGUAGAUGAGGUUGACCUGCAGAUGAUGUUAGUAUGCUAACUAUAACAAAGAUACUUUUCUGAUAACAUU
Phyllostomus discolor (pale spear-nosed bat) is the source of this 3401-nucleotide messenger RNA. It is a transcript of the gene CUL4A, whose product is annotated as cullin 4A. The transcript is spliced from 20 exons. Gene Ontology annotation, molecular function: ubiquitin protein ligase binding. The record is from RefSeq and is a predicted model, not a curated record. Bases 26 to 2311 code for a protein of 761 amino acids. Gene Ontology annotation, cellular component: Cul4A-RING E3 ubiquitin ligase complex. Gene Ontology annotation, biological process: DNA damage response; protein ubiquitination; ubiquitin-dependent protein catabolic process. Lineage: Eukaryota; Metazoa; Chordata; Mammalia; Chiroptera; Phyllostomidae.